AUGCCCAGUUCAACGUCCUCUUUGGUUCUGCAAGCAACUCGAGGUCCCAAUGGAUAUUUUCCGUCUCCAUAUAGCGCCGAUCCUCUCUUGGGGGACCUGAGAACUAUCCUUCUACCAGUUGCAAUUAUGGCCUUGGUAUCCUUUUUAAGCACUCUUAGUUUAAGCUGUUUCAUUACUUACCACAUGGUUUCCUGGCGGAAGUACUAUUGCACUUAUCCUGGUUAUAAUCAGUAUCUUGUCUUAAUCUUUAACCUUAUUCUUGCCGAUUGUCAGCAGUCAAUGGCCUUUCUUAUUAGUUUCCAUUGGAUUGCGAAGAAUGGUAUUCUGGCUCCAACCACAGCUUGCUUUAUUCAAGGAUGGCUUGUUCAGGUUGGCGACAUUUCCAGUGGUAUUUGGGUCUUAUCUAUUGCGAUUCAUACCUGGUUUUCGGUCGUAAAAGGACAUCAAAUAGAAUAUAUCCGCUUUUGUUAUUGCCUUAUUGGAAUCUGGGUUUUCGUUUUACUCCUUGCAAUUAUUGGACCUAUCUCGCAUCCAAAAACUUACUUUGUAAACACUGGUGCCUGGUGCUGGAUAAACCAAGAUUACGCUAACUAUCGUCUUGGCCUCCACUAUUUCUGGAUUCUCCUCUCGCAGUUCGGUAGCGUAGUAAUAUACGCAUAUAUUUUCUGCCUCCUGCGCUACCAUAUAAAGCAGGCACUUCCUGCCUCUCGACUUGCGAGCUCCGAAAAGAUUAGCCGCGCUGCACGAUUUAUGGUCCUUUACCCUACUGCCUAUAUUGCCUUAUCGCUGCCCCUUCCGGCGGGACGCCUGGCCCUCUGGAGCGGUGCAAAAGUCCCCCUGACAUUUUACUGUAUCGGAGCAACGCUAAUGACCUCUUGCGGUUUUGUCGAUGCCGUCCUGUAUACCCUCACACGGCGCAUAUUAAUCAGGGAAAUGGGCAAUGCGGCGCCGAGCAUGGUAGACAGAACCGCUAUUACGCGUACGGUUGCGGUGGGAGAUAAUGGGGUCGCGAUAACCCUUGGAAAGAGGGCCAGGAAGGCGCAAGGGACGGAUCUGUCAGAUAGUACUGAGGAUAUCUGGAGUAUUGAGAAAGCAGUGUCGUUUGACGAUAGGAGCGACGUCGUGCAUCAGGAGAGAGCAUCGGCCUCGUCGUCGGGAGAGGAAGAUAGAUAGUCGGUAUUGUCUCCAC
Messenger RNA from Hyaloscypha bicolor E, 1189 nucleotides. RefSeq lists its product as uncharacterized. NCBI's taxonomy places the organism in Eukaryota, Fungi, Ascomycota, Leotiomycetes, Helotiales, Hyaloscyphaceae. Gene Ontology annotation, cellular component: plasma membrane. The transcript is spliced from 3 exons. The coding region runs from base 1 to 1173 and encodes 390 amino acids. Gene Ontology annotation, molecular function: G protein-coupled receptor activity. Gene Ontology annotation, biological process: adenylate cyclase-activating G protein-coupled receptor signaling pathway. The record is from RefSeq and is a predicted model, not a curated record.